This is a messenger RNA of Elaeis guineensis (African oil palm), 980 nucleotides long. Its product is annotated as NDR1/HIN1-like protein 10. Lineage: Eukaryota; Viridiplantae; Streptophyta; Magnoliopsida; Arecales; Arecaceae. Gene Ontology annotation, biological process: defense response to other organism. Gene Ontology annotation, cellular component: plasma membrane; plasmodesma. The record is from RefSeq and is a predicted model, not a curated record.
CCUCCUUCCCCUCCCUUCACCAAUUCACCACUCCCUUCUCAGUCCUUCUCCUAGCCAGCACCAAACACUUCAUCUCUCUCUCUAUCUCUUGAUCAAUAGAUGGUUGAUUCGAAGCAAGGCCAGUUGAACGGGGCCUACUACGGCCCCCCGGUCCCUCCCCAACGCAACUACCGAAGCGUUGGCCGGCACUCGGGCUGCGGCCCUUGCUGCCUCCUCUGCAGUCUAUUGAAGUUUGUCAUCUCCAUAGUCAUCAUUCUCGGCAUCAUCGUCCUCGUCCUCUGGCUCAUCUUCCGGCCCAACAAGCUCGAAGUCUACGUCGACUCCGCCUCCCUCACCGAAUUCAACCUCGCCAGUAACGACAACCUUCAGUACAAUCUCAGCCUCACCAUGAGCAUCCGCAACCCUAACAAGAGGAUCGGUAUCUACUACGACUACGUCGAGCCUCGGGCCUACUAUGAUGGCCAGCGGUUCGCCUACACCAUCGUUCCUCCUUUUUACCAGGGCCACAAGAACACCACCAUGAUCUACCCAGAGUUUCAGGGCCAGCAGGUUUUGCUCGGGAGCUCGGUCAACACAACGUACAACAGGGAGAAGAGUGAGGGGUAUUACUACGUUGAUAUCAAGUUCUACACCAGGCUGAGGGUCAAGGUGGGGAUCUUUAAGAUCCGAUAUACUAAGACGAAAAUUAAUUGCGACCUGAAGCUUCCGGUGCCGGGAAGCUCGUCGUCCCCGUUCGAGACGACCAAGUGUGAUUGGGACCUCUUCUGAUCAUCAUGAUGUGCUCUAGUUUUCAUGAGAGGGAUUAUUCAUUGAUUUGUUGUUAUUUUUCGUAUAUUUUUCCUCUUGGGAGAGUAUUAUAUAUACGUAUGUAGGGAUUGAUAUGUUGUUGCUUUUUCUUUUAUAUGUCUAUGUAUUCAUGGUUUAUAUCAUGACUUUGUAUUUCACAUAUUUAUGCAGUCGUUUACUUUCAUGUGAAAAAA